Molecule: messenger RNA, 1249 nt
Organism: Aplosporella prunicola CBS 121167
Lineage: Eukaryota; Fungi; Ascomycota; Dothideomycetes; Botryosphaeriales; Aplosporellaceae
Exons: 3
Coding region: 50-943 (297 amino acids)
Biological process (GO): vesicle-mediated transport
Molecular function (GO): protein-macromolecule adaptor activity
Source: RefSeq, a predicted model, not a curated record
CCUCACCAUGUGAAAGCUACACACACGCUCCCACCUACCCACAACCACCAUGGAAAUCACAAACCCGCGCCGCAUCCUCUGCAUCGGCGCCCCCGACUCGGGCGUCCUCACCCUGCUCAAAGAGCUGACGGGCUCGGCACCAACGCCCAACAACGACAGCACAGCCGGGCUCUCGCACACCUGGUCCCUCAAAACAGCCUACUACAGCGCGACGCUCCCAAUCUGGAUCGACGAGAUGCAGUCGCCGACCGAAUGGGGCUUGCAAUUCGCGUCCGAAGAGGCGCACGAAGUGGUGCGGGCGCUGGGAGCCUGGGUAUUCUGUUUCCGGAAGCCAGCACGCGCGGCCGAGCUCGCGGCCAUCAAAGCGAGCCUGGCGGCGAUCGAGGGCGCCAUCGCGGCCGCGUACGGCUCCAGCAGCGCCUGGGACGGCGUGUGCGUCGCCGUUGCGACGGCGCAGGGCAUGAGCGCGAGCGCGGACGCGGUGCUUGCGCCUGAGGAGUGGGAGGACGUGUGCCGGGAGCGGGGGUUCGAGUUUGUGGAUGCGGAGGCGCGGGGGAAGAAUGAGUUUGGGGAGGUGGUGGGGCUGGCGAGGGUCAGGGAGGCGUUGGAGGCGAAUGAUUGGGAGGGUGAGACGGAGCUGGAUGCUGAGUUUGAGGGCUUGGAUGAUUUUGGCGAUGAUGAGGGUGAGGGCGAUUGGUUGGGCAGUUUUGCGGCCGAGGAGGCUGAGAUGAAUAUGGAGCUUAUGGGCAUGAAGACGGCGGUUAAUGGUGGGGAGGAGGCGCAGAGUGCGGAUGAGGACGAUGGCGGCGCGGACGAUGUCGAGGAAUUGCAGCGUAUGAUGGGCAAGAUGCUUGCGAUUAAAGAACAAGCUGCUGGCUUGCCAGAGGAGCAGCGAAAGAAGUUUGCUGCCAAAGCUGUCAACGACCUAAUGAAAUCCAACUGACCACCAUUUCGUCCAUAGUCGAUAAUCGUUAAUAUUCUUCGAUACCACCAAAACAUGGAGAACAUGUCAACCCAAGACCUGGUGUAUAUCAGGUGAAGCAGUACACGCGAGUUAAAAGAUCAUGAAAGCACCGCAAGCGCUGGUUCCUGAAUAGUCGAAACAUCCUCGCAUACACAGAGCAUGUAUAAGGUCUGAGAGGAGAUGUUGUUAUUCAUAUCCCCACGGUAAGCGGUGCUCCAUAAAAGCAAAAGCAUGUCAAGUCGCUUCGAAUUUAAAUAUCAUCUCUCAUAUAGAAACAAUGUAGGU